Molecule: messenger RNA, 5138 nt
Organism: Drosophila miranda
Lineage: Eukaryota; Metazoa; Arthropoda; Insecta; Diptera; Drosophilidae
Gene: Pdp1
Product: hepatic leukemia factor
Exons: 7
Coding region: 871-2955 (694 amino acids)
Biological process (GO): regulation of transcription by RNA polymerase II
Cellular component (GO): nucleus
Molecular function (GO): DNA-binding transcription factor activity, RNA polymerase II-specific; RNA polymerase II cis-regulatory region sequence-specific DNA binding
Source: RefSeq, a predicted model, not a curated record
GCGUUCUCAUGUGAAAAUCAUCGUCGGCGGUUGCUCCGUUCUUUGUGGCUCCUCCUCGAGCGGAAAUCAAACAAAAAUCUAUCAAUUUUUUUGUAUUUUUUUUUGUAGUAGUAACAUUUAAGGAAAAACGCAACCGAAUCUAAAUGAAUCUUAAUUGAUUUCUCCAUAGGGAAAUUUUCUAGAAAGAAAUUUGCCAGCAAAUGGAAAUAAAAAACUAUUUUUUUUGUAUGUACAAAUAAUUAAUAAUCAUUUUCAAGUGCAACAAUUGUGAAAUCCAGCCAAUGUGUGCAUGUGGGCGUGCAAAAACAAAACUAUAAAAAUAGAGAGACAAAGAAAGAGCGAGAGCGAGGGAGAGCGAGAGAGAGAGAGUGCCAGUGGGGCUCUUAUCAGCGAUCGCAACGAAAGAUCUCUCUUUUUUCGCAACUUCAGCGGCACCAAAGUAACGGAUCCAAUUUCCGGAUGGAAUAAUAUUGCGUCUAAAACAACAAACAAACAAUCAACAGAAAGCAAAAGAAACCCCCAGAAAUCAAGUUUUUCUUAAGGGAAUAAGAAAAGCGCACUAUUUUCAGAGCUGAACAAAAGCCAAACCAAACCAAGACAUAAACUUAACGAAACCACAGUGAACGAAUACCAGUGUUGGCUAACAAUGCGCACAACUAUCGGCCGUGGCCCAAGGUUCAGCUACAAUAGCGUCCAGCACAAGGAGGUGAUCACCUAAGCCCACAGCCCACAGCCCACAGGCUUUAACAAUCGAAAAGCAGUGACAGAACCCAGUGAUAGUCCCAGCUAAAGCAUCAGAUAGGCCACACAUUCCAGUGAUUAGUGAUCAGAGAUCAAUAAUCAGUGAUCAGUAAUCAGUGAUUAGUGAUCAUGUCGUCGGAUACGAACUCGUGCGCCAGCUUCUUUGCCCAGGAGCAUACCAAUGCCACACUGUCGCAGUACUUCCAGCAGCUCAACUCUCAGGUGGCUGCCGCUGCGGCCGUGGCCAGUGGCGGGGCCCCCAGCAGCAGCAACAACAACAACAACAGCAGCAGCAGCAGCAGUGGCAACAAUAGCAGCGGCAACAGCGACAGUGGCAACGAUGGCAGCCUCACCGGAUCGACGGGCACCCUGGAUAACCAUCGCAGCAGCGUCAGCAGCAAUGAUUCGGGCAAGAGCAGUGCAGAGGGCGCUGGCGGUGGAGGCGGUGCCAGUGGCAGUGCCAGUGGCAGCACCAGUGGCUUGAAUGCCUGGGCCCUGCAGCAGCAGCAACAGACGGCAGCGUUGCACCACCAGCAGCAGCAACAGCAGCAACAGCAACAGCAGCAACAUUUACAGCAGCAGCAGCAGGCGCAUGCACACCAGCAACAUGCUGCCGCUGUGGCUGCCGCGCAGAUCCAGCAGCAACAACACACACAUCACGCUCAACAGCAUGCCGCUGCCCAGCAGCAGCAGCACCAUCCCCAUGGACCGCCUCAUGGACCUCCCCAUGGACCGCCCCAUAGCCACCCAGCGCAUCCACACCCCCACUCGCACCAGCACCCGCACCACACCCACCCACAGCAGCAACAGCAGCAGCAACAACAUCAUCACCAGCAACAGCAACAGCAGCAGCAACACGCCCAACAGCAACAACAUCACGCCGCCCAACUGGCCCACACCCUCUCCUCGGCAGCGGCAGCCCCCGCCCCCAACAACAGCAACAGCGGAAGUGGAAGCGGCAGCACCCACUCCAUCUUCGGAACCGGAAAUUUCCACUACAAGAGCAACAACUCGUGGACCCUGCCGACGCUCACGUACCAGAGGCUCUACCAGGAGAACCCCCACUACCAGCGGAGCGCCUUCAUGGAUCCCCAGGGGAAUGGGGCGGCAGCAGCAGCAGCAGUGGCCGCUGCCGGCUGCAAUGUGGCAGCAGCAGCUGCGGCCGCGGCUGCCAAUGUUGCUGGUGGCGGUCAGGCCGUCGUCAAUGCGAGCUCCAAUAGCUCCAGCAGCAACACUCCAGCAGCGGGAGCCCUCAAUCCCAACAGCAAUGUGGUGGCCAGUCAAAAUAGUAGCAACAGCAACAACAACAGCAGCAGCAACCCCAACGCCAACACUAAUGUGUCCUCCGUGGAUCAUGUGGCAAAUGCAGUGGCAGCGGCAGUGAUUGCCAACGAGCAUCAGAACCAUUUGAACAGCCUCAAGGCGAGAUUUCAGCCAUCUAGCUCAGGCAGGAAAUCACCAUUUUUGGGUUUUAUUUGCAAAGCAAACGGCAAAUCCACAUCGAAUAGCAAAGAAAUCAUCUGUCCGGAUGACAAGUACAAGGAGGAGGGCGACAUCUGGAAUGUCGAGGCACAGACGGCGUUUCUUGGCCCAAACCUUUGGGACAAGACACUGCCCUACGAUGCCGACCUCAAGGUAACACAAUACGCCGACUUAGAUGAAUUCCUGUCGGAGAACAACAUACCUGAUGGCCUGCCCGGCACCCAUUUGGGACACUCAAGUGGUCUGGGCCACCGUUCCGAUUCGCUGGGCCACGCAGCGGGCCUGUCGCUCGGCCUGGGCCACAUAACCACAAAGCGGGAACGGUCGCCAUCGCCAUCCGAUUGCAUUAGUCCCGACACGCUAAAUCCGCCAUCGCCGGCCGAGUCAAUAUUUGAUAUUCCAGCAUUUUCGUUUGCAUCAUCGGGCCGUGACUUCGAUCCGCGCACCCGAGCCUUCUCCGACGAGGAGCUCAAGCCCCAGCCGAUGAUCAAAAAGUCACGCAAACAAUUCGUUCCAGAUGAGCUCAAGGACGACAAGUACUGGGCCCGUCGGCGAAAGAACAACAUUGCGGCGAAGCGAUCCCGCGAUGCCCGGCGCCAGAAGGAGAAUCAAAUCGCGAUGCGAGCACGCUAUUUGGAGAAGGAAAAUGCAACAUUACAUCAGGAGGUGGAGCAGUUGAAACAGGAGAACAUGGACUUGCGUGCACGUCUAUCGAAAUUCCAAGAUGUGUAAUGAUAAAUACAAUUUUGUGACUUGGCCUGAGGACACCACAACAAUUAAAUAAUGAUAAUUGAUAAUUGAUAAAUGAUAAAUGAUUAAUGAUAAUUGAUAAAAUAACAAUAAUCAUACGAGUAAUUAUGAUAAAACCACUACUAAUAAUGUUUAGUAAAAGCAGACAUGAAACCUACACUAAAUAUAAUAUAUAUAUAUAUAUAUAUAUACAUAUAUAUACUAUACAGAAAUAUAUAUAUAUAUUAGUAAGCAAACACACACACAUACACACCCCUCACACCUAUACACACACACAGAAAUACCUACAGAGAGCAGCGGCAAGCUCCGCUUAAAAAUAUUUAUUUUUUGUGCUUAAAACACUUAAAACAAAAAACGAAGAAACGAAGAAAUGUAAGCAUACAGUUUUUUAGAGUAGCCCAAAAGAAAGUCAGAGCGCAAAAAGCUCUCCGAAAGCUCCGCAGCCGCAGCCGCAGCUUUUUGCCUUUACCGUAGCCUACUUCCGAGCAUCCUACACCACACACGAACACACACACAGACACACACAUAGAAGCCGACCCUAAAAUUGUUACAUUUUAAAUUGUUUGAUAGUUUUGUAGACUAGUUUUAUGAGAAACAUUUUCUUCUGCCUUCGCCUCCCACUUUCUCCAACUAAUUUCUCCACAGCCCCCUCCUUCAUUCUACUUUCUUACUAUUCAUAUGUUUUUGUAAUUAGUUUUUCGGUUAAGUUUAGCUUUUGACAGAGCAAAGGAGAAGAAAAAGGAGAAGAGAGAACCCUCAAAGCAACAACAACAACAACAACAACAACAACAACACGACACGCACCAACAAAAAAUCAUAUUGUAAAUAAUUUCGUUGGCUUUUUUUUUUUUUUAAUCAAACUCAAAACGAAAGCAAAUGCAAAAGCAAAAGCAAAAACCAUAAAAAGCCUAAGAAAAACUUGUAUAAAGAAAAUUGCAAAAUGAAAACCCACAAAAAAAAACAAAAACAAACAAAAAAAAAGAGAACACAAAAAAGGAAAAGCUAAGAGAAAAACCAUUUAGAAAUGAGCAAAGAACUUCCCUCCUCAGUUGCCGGGCACUUGGCAGCUGUUUAGUUGUUAAGUGAGCUAUGAUUUUUUUUUUUAUAUAAACCUAAACAAAGAAAAAACAUUAAAAAACCAAUCUACAAAAUGGACAAAAAAAGAGGAAGAAGAACAUGCAGCACAGAGCGAGCAAGAGAGAGAGAGAGAGAGAGACACACAGACAGACAGACGCACGACAGGGACGGACAGUGCAGAACUAGUGCAAAAAGAAGAAAGAAAAAAAAAGAAAAAAAAAACAAAAACAAAAAACUAGAAAUGGAAAUGGAAAUAGUUUUCGUUGUUAAUUUGUUGAUACUACAGUAACCUCUACAGUAAUCCCCCCCCAAGAACUAACCCAGACAUAGUCAGCUGGUUAAACAUAGAGAGGGCGUACUGUACUCUCGUACUACUCGUACUAACACACAUCGUCAUACCCCCACACACACACACACAUACAUCCAUCCAUCCAUCCAUCCAUCCAUCCCCCCACUUCACUUAAUUUUUGUUCACUACUUUUCCUACUUUUAGUUUUAAAACAAUUUUAUUCAUUUGUAUACAAGAAAAAUAAAUGCUAUUUCUUUUGGUGUGAUUUUGCAAGAUCUUAAAACAAAACAAAACAAAACAACAAAUAUAAAAUAUAUAAAAACAAAACAACUUUUUUUUUUAAACUAAUUAAUUAUGUUACGAUAAACAAGCAAAACAAAACAAUUUCCUAGUUAAGUUUAUUAAUUAUUAUUAUUAUUAUUAUGAUUAUUAUUGUUUGUUAUACCUUUGAGUUACAUUUACCUGCAUACAAAAUAUCUAGAGACUUAAGCAAAUAUAUAUGAAAAAUCCACAAAAAAAAAAACAACAACAAGAACUACAACAAUUACAAUUACAAAAAGAAAACGAAAUUUAAGUUUUAUAUUCAGCAAAAAGGAGAAAAAACGGAAGCUAAAAUGGGAAGAGACGAGAAGAGACGAGAAACAGAAAUCUAAUUAAGUUCCAUUAAGCACUUUUUCUUUACAAAUUUCAAUAAGUUUUAUUUAUUCUAUGGAGAAAUGUGCAAAACCAUUCAAAAGAAACAACAAACAAAAGCAAAGAUUGAGCAUAACAAAAAGCUAAAAAGAAAACAAAAACAACA